Lepisosteus oculatus (spotted gar) is the source of this 1599-nucleotide messenger RNA. RefSeq names its product deoxycytidine kinase 2-like. The record is from RefSeq and is a predicted model, not a curated record. Gene Ontology annotation, molecular function: deoxyguanosine kinase activity; ATP binding. NCBI's taxonomy places the organism in Eukaryota, Metazoa, Chordata, Actinopteri, Semionotiformes, Lepisosteidae. Gene Ontology annotation, biological process: nucleobase-containing compound metabolic process. Gene Ontology annotation, cellular component: cytoplasm.
UGUUUUUUUUUUUAUAUUGUGGCGUCCCGGUGAUAGUAGCGUGAAUCCCGGUGAUGUAACGUUUUCGUAAACGUGGGUUGGAUUUUAUGCAGGAGUUCAUUUUAAAACUGUCUGAAUGUUAAGAUUUUCUCGAUGACUCUUAUUAUAUUGUAAUAUUAUAAAAAGUAAGGCAUUUUUAGAAAAAAAAAUGAGAGUACAGAUUCGUCGUGAGUGUGUGUUUCUUUCACUGAAUUUAGCCAGUAAGAUAUACUGUCGCUUUUUCAGUUUUUCAAGAGGGGGCAAAGCACUCGGUGUCUUUGAAACGCCGUACCAGGCAAUGUACCCUGCAUCUGUUAAACGUGCCCGUACGACUUCACGUUUGCACAGAUGUAACCUGGGCACAAGCCCCGUGGAGCAACCGAACGCAUGGUCUCGGAUUAAAAGGAUAUCAAUUGAAGGAAAUAUUGCUGUGGGGAAGUCUACCUUUGCUCGGCUGUUACAGAAGACAGAGAGGCAGUGGGAGGUCAUAGCAGAGCCCCUCAACAAGUGGCAGAACAUCCAGACACCUGGACCAUCUGAGGUAAGAGACAACAACAGAGGUGUGUCAGCCUCCCAGCAGACUGCCAGUAACCUGCUGCAGAUGAUGUAUGAGGAGCCUCAGCGCUGGUCCUAUACCUUUCAGACGUACUCCUGCAUGAGUCGCAUCAAGUCCCACCUGGAGCCCCCCCCUCUCCAGCUGCUGCAGUUGGAGAAGCCCAUACAGAUCUUUGAGAGGUCUGUCUACAGUGACAGGUAUGUCUUUGCACUGACCUUAUUUGAGUUGGGCUACAUCAAUGAAACUGAGUGGGCUAUCUAUCAGGACUGGCAUACAUUUCUGGUGCAGCAGUUUGGCCGAAGAAUUCAACUAGAAGGCAUCGUCUACCUGAGAGCAAACCCAGAGAGGUGUCUGGAGCGCUUGGGUCACAGGGCCAGGCCAGAAGAGAAGGGCAUCCAGCUGGAAUACCUGGAGAAACUUCACAAACAGCAUGAGAACUGGCUCGUUCACAGAACCACACCGCUGCACUUUGAGCACCUGAAGAACAACCCUGUUCUGGUGCUGGAUGUCAACAAUGAGUUUGAAAAGAAUGAGGACGUUCAGUGGAAACUCAUGGGCAAGGUGAAGACGUUUUUGGAUGGCCUGUGAAAAUAAAAACAUACCAAUGGACUAGAUUGUGACAUUUAAAAGGAUAUGCAAUAUAUAUCUAGUUAUUGGGACCACAAAGCAAAUUGAAUUUUUGCUUACAAAAUAGGAAGAGGUAGGGUCUGCAUAUGUUGACUCAUCAGAUGAAGAUUUUAAGUAUUUUUAUACAGUAUUUGCUACUGUACUGUUUCUGAUGUGGUCAGAUCUGAAGCAUGAAGUAUGGAUAGACUUUUUUAACUUUAUUCCCAAACUGCUGUACAGUAUUUUGACAAUGCUGUUAGUGGUGACCACUGGAUACCUCACACCUCUCACCUGACCAGCUGCAUCAGAUUUGGUGUGUACUGCAUUAUUGGUGGAGCUGAAGAGUGUUGUUUGUACUGUAGGUACUUCACUCAGUCAUUGUAAGCUAAAGGAAAUAAAGAAAAUGCUGCCUGAAUGAA